UCAUGGCCGUCUAAAAUUUUCAUCAUUUUUUUACCAUAUUUUUGCUGAUUUUAUAUUUUUGUUUAUUGUUUUGAAAAUAUAAAUUUCUAAAUUAUAGUUUAUCAAAAUUAUAAGUUUCCUGUAUGUAAAAAGUAAAAUUUAUUGUGCUAUAACAAACCAUAAAAUCUUCGAGUACCCAUGACCAUGCUUAAGGUUAGGUUUUAAAAUAAAAUUCAAAUUCUUCAUGCACGCUUAUAUCAUCUGUAAUUUAUUGUGAAAUUUCAACGCCAGCAUAGUUUGGUACUUAAGCUAUGGCACGAAAGGCUGCACGAAAUAAAGUAAUUCACAAAGUCACAGACAAAUCUGAGGACAAAGAAGGAAUCAAUGUUGGAGACAAAGUAGCUGACAAAGAUCCUGGUAAAGCCGAAGACAAUGUCGGCGACUUGAUUGGAGACAUAAUCAAAGACAAAGUCAAAAACAAAGUUGGUAGAAAAGUCACAGACAAAGUUGAAGAUAAAGUCGCAGACAUAGUUGGAGAUAAAAUCGUAGACGUAGUUGGAGAUAAAGUCGCAGACGUAGUUGGAGAUAAAGCCGGAGACAAAAUCAAAGAUAAAGCCAAAGACAAAAUCAAAGAUAAAACCGGAGACAAAAUCAAAGAUAAAGUCGGAGACAAAGUCGAAGAUAAAGUCGGAGACAAAGUCGAAGAUAAAGUCGGAGACAAAGUCGAAGAUAAAGCCGGAGACAAAGUCGAAGAUAAAGUCGGAGACAAAGUCGAAGACAAAGGAGGAGAUAAAGCGGAAGAAAAAGAUAAACGCGUAAAGAUAGCUGGGGAGCCUGAAGACGAUGUCCCGGCGGAGGGAGAGCCGGUGAAGAAGACGAUGAAGAGGUUCCAGUUCCCGCCCGUGCCGCGCUGGUGGCAGGCCAAGCUCAUACAAUAUGCUUUCGCGCACCCGCACGUGCGCGCGCGCCUCGAGAAGCACAUGGGCUCCCACCUGGCGCGGCUCACGGACCAGGGCUACAUGAGCGAGCUGGAGGACCGCAUCCGCCAGCUCAACGAGGAGAACCUCAACAAGAGGAUCUCCUCCAGAGUCCUCGAUGAGAUGGAGCGUCUGAAGCGGCUGAUCCUCGUGGGCAAGACGCCGCUCAAGGAGUGUCCUCCAGAACUGUUCUACCACCCGGUGUUUGUGUUCUGGAGGAUGGUGAACCGGGAGGUGGCUCGAGCCUCCAAGAAGCGAGCUGAAGCCUAUCUGAAGAAGCUGAAGGCCACGCAAAAGAUUGAACAUGCAUUUGACGAGAGCAGCGAGGGCGUCGGCGAGGAGGAGACGGCGGAGUUCCUCACGGAUGAACAGAUUUUGAAGAACUGCCAGGACGAGGUGGAGGCGCAGCGGCUGGUGGACAUCGAGAACGGGUUCCGCUUCAAUGAAGAAGAAUACGCACAACUCAAAUACGAAACCAGCGAGAUUAAAACACUCAAAAGUCUUUCCAGUGUGGAGGAUCUGUACGCACUAGCAGACAAGAUAAUCGGCUCUAAGCGUUUAGAAGUAAAGUAGAUCGUAGUUUAUUAUUUAUUAACUGGCAAUAAUUAGACUGUAAACUCAACAAAAUACGUAAUAACGGCUUUAUUAUACUUAUUUGAAAAAGCUUGUACGAUUUUAAAUUGUAACGUCUUGCUUGUCAGAACUACCAAAAACAUUGUAAAGUUGUGAAAUGUAAGUGAUAAGUGUAUUUUUUUGUAAUAAAUAGUCAUACUUUAGUAUA
This is a messenger RNA of Plutella xylostella (diamondback moth), 1737 nucleotides long. RefSeq lists its product as uncharacterized. NCBI's taxonomy places the organism in Eukaryota, Metazoa, Arthropoda, Insecta, Lepidoptera, Plutellidae. The record is from RefSeq and is a predicted model, not a curated record.